Molecule: messenger RNA, 1944 nt
Organism: Arabis nemorensis
Lineage: Eukaryota; Viridiplantae; Streptophyta; Magnoliopsida; Brassicales; Brassicaceae
Source: the annotation of a GenBank genome assembly
AUGGAUUUAGAAAAAUCCGGAAACGUACUUGUGGAUUCAAUUCUUCAUGCUGAUGACCCAGCUCCUGAGGAUUCUUUUAUGUGGAAAGAUGACGCUGUUGAUUCAUGUGUCGUGUACGUAGAAAAACUUCUGAAAGAUGGAUUAGAAUUCGAUGAUAAGAAUUGGCUUGGUGGUGAAGUCUCGGAAAAGAAAGGCAAAAAAACAGAACAAAAAAGCUUAAUAGAAGGAUGGGAAAGAAGUCUGUCCGGGAAGAGCCCAUUAAUGAAAGCGAUGAUGAUGAUGACUUUGUACAACCAUUCAAGAGAACCAAAGGAAAAAAAGACAGUUGGGGAUUAUCGGGAGAAGCAGAGGACAUCAAAGAUUGACAAUGAUGUACGUGGAGAAGAGAAUGUUCUACAUGGGCACAAUUCAAGCUCUCAUCAAGCUCCGAGCAUUAUUGCUGAAUUAAGACAUGGUUUGUUGCUUCAAAGACAGCACACUGACAAUGCUGUUGAGGGAUUGAAAAAUUUUAUUGAGAAAAAGAUUAGUGAAGCUCUAACCAAUAUUAUAGACUUAUUUGAAGCUCUGUCUCCUAUUGUACAUCACUCAACCCGUAGGGCAAAGUCAAGGGUUACCAAUAGGAAUGGUCCUUCUCCCUCUGUACCAACUCAUUCCGGACUUAGGUCUUCAACUCAGGCAAAAAUUUCAAAGCGUUACUGUAAGAAAACUCGGCCUUCUACGUCGGACACAUACGUACAUAAGCCUAAUGUCUUUGUUUUGCAACCAAUGAUGGAUGUACAACAACCGGUUGACGAUAUACAUUCGAUGGAGGAUUCAAAUAAACAGCCACCUUCAUCCUUUCUUGCCGCCGAGCUUCCUGAUCUUCCCAUGCUUGAUGAUGAAACUAUACCUUUAAAUACCGAUGAUGUACCUCAUACCUCUGUUCUCAAUGUACGUACAUCUGAUGAGGAUACGGAUAAGUUACUAGUAAAGGAAACAGCAGGAGAUGUAACAGAUGCAUCAAGUAAGGAGGCCCAGGUUGAAGAUGCUUAUAAGGAUAUGGACGUAGGUGAUGUACGCCUAUCCUCUACUUUGAAUGUACGUACAGCAGAGGAUAAGGAGGCUCAGCUACAAGAUGGUUCUCAACCAAGGGUGGAUGUACAACCACCUCAGGCUGUUAAUGUAAGUACAUCAGCAGAGCAUAAGGAAAAUGAUCUACAAGAUGGCUCUCCUGGUGAUGUACGCACGUCAGCAAAGGGAAAAGAGACUGGUGAUGUACGGGUUUCCUCUCCUGUUAAUGUACGUACGUCAUCACCGGAUAAAGAGGCUGAGGUGCCGGUUGAAGAUGGUUUUAAGGUUGACUCUAAAGAAGAGUCUGAAGACAAGUCCCCAACGCGCAUUAUAGAUAAUGUUCUCCAAAAUUUGAACUGUGGAGUUCUUGAUGGUGGAGAAGCAGUGAAAGAUGUUCAGCGCCAAGACAGUAGGAGGAAUUUUCUGAUAAGGAUUAGGAUUCCAACAGCAAAGAUGCAGGAAUAUGUUGCCACUAUGCAGAAACCGAAACCUGUUCCAGCUGGAAGCUGCCAAUACAAUCCUUUUUGUGGCAUGAAUCUUGACCAUUUCUCUAAACUUAAUGAUGUCUUAGGAGUGGAAGAAAGAAAUAACAUUGUCAAGAAGUUGAUACAGCCUGUUUUGGUAUUGCUUCCUUAUCUGCUUAAGGAUGUUUUCAAGGGUAAUAGGAAGCUUGACCUCUCACUCACACCAUACAGCUAUGUCCGCCCCAGUAAUGUGCCUCAGAACAUAAGGAUUGGUGAUUGUGGUCCUUUGGCGAUGAAGUAUAUUGAGUUGAAGGCUUUCAACUCAUCUUUCGACACACUUGCUAACUUUGAUGAUGAAGCCGUCGACAAUCUAAGGAUGCAGUUGGCCUUUGAUGUGUUUGAGUUUGGUAUUCAUCCGAUACCGCUUUAA